ACUCCAGAAGAGUGGGCCACAAGUUGCUAUGGGGGGUUGAGUAUUGGUUGGUCUGUGUGUGAAGAGUCCACAAACUGCAGUAACAGUAGCAGUAGCAGUAAUAACAGCAGCAACAACAGCAGCAGACGACCCUCAGUGUCAGUGGUAUCUUCCCCCUGGCUAACCAGCGGACAGCAGCCUUCUCCAACUUCUGGAGACCAAAUAGACAAAUUUAUACGCCAUCGGCUGCAACGAACUAACAAGGAAGGGACAAGUGGUGGUGGGCUCCGCUACAGUCCUGUACAUGCUGAUCACUCCGUCCUUGCACCCACUCCCAUUCACCCGAGACACCAUGCCCUCCAACAUGCAAAUGGUGGGUCACGCGCCAUCUCUAUACCACAGCUGCCAAAGCCACUACUUCCUCCCAGGCUACGCAGCUCUGUCGAGGGACUUAACCAGGAGAUUGAGCGGCUGGUCCUACGCCCGUCCCACAUACCUACUGAUGACAUAGAUGAUUUAUGGGGUGAUAUUGGGCGAGAUGGCCGCAGAGCUCCCAUUGCUGAUUACCUACGGUUUACAAGGAGUAUCGACACUCAGACACCAGCACGGGGAUCAGCUCUGUCUACGGCCAGUUCAAAUCACACGUCACCUUCCCUCUCCCCACCAACCUCCCCACAGGCCGCCCAGGCUGCUGCCAUGCCACCCUCGACUCCAAGCCCGACAAAUGUGCCACCCUUGGCGACUUCCCCACAUAUUAAUAAGUUCCUUGCCCGGGAGCCACCUGAUGGCUGCGAAAAAGUAGCCCUUAAGCUCCAUGAAGACAGGUUGGGAGCCAGUAAGGGAGGAACAUGGCCCUCUGUCAGGCCACCAGCAGCCUUCACUCUGCGGCCAAGCCAGGGAUCAGCCUUCUGUGCGCCAGACAGGAUAGGGUCAGAAGAGUUGUGCGGAGCCACUGCCAUCAGUCUAUGUAAGCACCACAGCGCUGACAUGAGUGAACCUUGCCCAAUGUGUGGCACCACUGAUGGCAGUAGUCCGAGCGGCAGCACUGAAGUUGGCACUCCUGACCAGAGCCUCCAACAACAUGUGCCACGGGCGUGUCAACCCUCUCCUAGCCAGUCUGUGAGCUGUGAGGCUGGUUUGUCCACUUUGGUUCCUGGUCCUGCCCAUACAGCCGUUCGGGCGUCCCCAGAAGUCACUGCUGAUCAAUAGCGAAGGCCAUGUUUUAGCACAUUUUACAAUUAUUUUUGUCAUCCUGCAGUUUAACGGUUAUCUUAUAAAGUGGUUCAAACAUUGUGGUUCUUCAAUAGACAUUAUAGUGAUUCGUGAAUAUGCUUACUGAGUAUUAUUUGGUAUGUAUUAAUGUACACAAUGUAUUAACUUUUAACAUGAUUCAGCAUUUCCAAGGCAAUUUUGUACGUAUAUCCCAGUGUUGCAUAUUAUUCACCUAGAAGUGAAUAAGCUCCCUUACAUCUCAGGAUUUAAUGAAUAAGUAGCCACUAUAAUGUAGACCUAAUUGACACAUUGUAGGGAACUGCUCAUGUACUUACUCUCCGUCUCCUGGUGGGAGAUCGGUCUGAUUACCUUCCUGCCGCUGGAACUUGUGUGAUUAUAUGAUCAUGCUCAUACUGCGAGGUACCACUAAAAUCAUACUCGUCAAAAGGAGAUGCAUCAGUCUGAUAGUGUAAUUUGCAGGGAGGUACUUAAUAUUGGGUGUACUUCUGCUGGAAGGAAUCAGUCUGAUAGUGCUCCUGCUUGGAGGAAUGUGUGUGGUCAAAUCUAGCUGGAAGAGGUUAGUCUGAUCAUGAUUCCACUUUGGAGGUGCAAUCCUACAAGGAGGAAGAAAUCCUUAAGGUAGGGGGAAACCAGUCUGCAUCAGAUUAGAACUGGUCUUUGUGCUCCCUCUUGCUUGGAGGAACCAGCCUAUGCUCCUGCCCCUGCUGGGAGGAACAAGUCUGAUCGUGCUCCUGCUGGGAAGAAGAAGAAAAAAAAAAUACAACAACAAUUAAUGUGAUCAUGCUCCUGCUGGGAAGAACCAGUUUGAUCAUGCUUCUGAUAGGAGGAACCAGUCUGAUCAUGCCCCUGCUAGGAGAAAUUAGUUUGGUUGUACUCCUGCUGAGAGAAACCAGUCUGUGCUUCUGCUGAGGAAUCAGUCUGAUUGGACUUCUGUUAGGAGGAACUAGACUGAUCAUGUCCUGCUGGGAAGAGAGCCAGUCUGAUCGCGUUCCUGCCUGGAGGAACCAGUCUGAUCAUGCUCCUGCUGGGAGGAACCAGUCUGAUCAUGCAUUAUAAACACAAUUUACACCAUAAGAAGUUCCUGCUGGAAACCUGUGAUAGUUUUCUUUGGAUAUCUUUGAAUACAAUAAGAAGAUAUGGAUCUGGAAUCGCCGGUGGUUGAGUGUGCCAACUGCUGUUGUGCUGUUAAAGUAGUGGCUUUUUUCAGCAAAUUGGAAGUCAGUAAUGGCACAUAGCUAUAUAGUACAUUGUUAUGGACUUUGCUCCAUCAACAGUGUUUAAGUAUCAAAAUUCAGUAUUGGCAUGACUGACAGUAGGCUACUGGGAACUUGCCGUAACCAGUAGUUUGGGCAUUGAGUGCCAGUGGUGCCCAGCACGAGGCAGAAGCUAAGAGAAAAUCACAAAAUACAAGUGAAAUGCCAGAUUCUGGUUGACCACUGCUAUUGUGACCUAGCUAGACGUGCCUGCUACACCUGAUACACCAGCCUCCUGUAGAAGGACCUCGGGUGUGCCUCGGCAAAAUCUCACUUCUCAUUAAACGCUCAUUAAAAAGA
Penaeus chinensis is the source of this 2765-nucleotide messenger RNA. Its product is annotated as glucocorticoid-induced transcript 1 protein-like. The record is from RefSeq and is a predicted model, not a curated record. NCBI's taxonomy places the organism in Eukaryota, Metazoa, Arthropoda, Malacostraca, Decapoda, Penaeidae.